GGUAUAUGAGGCCUGCUUUUUCAAAUAUGUGAUGUGAUAUAGUGUUCUACUGCGUGCAAAUAUGAAUCAGAAACGUAAAACUCUUAUUCAUGGGUUGUUGGUGGUGCUUGGAGCGUUCUCAGUCCAUUUUAGCUUGGGACAUUUCUAUACUAUUUCUAAUAUGGCACCAUAUAUCAUAUCCUACAUAGCUGCGAGAGUUGACAGCAAUAUUACUAACCGUGAAGCUGUGUGGUUGUCUGCUCUUGGCCUGGGUUGUCAAGGCCUGGGCAUGCCGCUAGGUGGUAUGGUUGCAAUGAGAUUUGGACCCACAGUUUCUAUGAUUUUGACUUUGCUUACAGGCAGUGGCAGUAUUCUACUAACAUAUGUCACUAUACAAAAGACAUUCAUCGGAGUAGUUUUCACAGUUGGUAUAAUAUUUGGACUGGCAAUGGGAAUUGGGUAUUCAGUAGCAAUAGCUUGUGCUGUAUCUUGGUUCCCACAUAGAAGAGGAUUAGUUGUUGGAAUAAUUGUUGGUGGAUUCGGUUUGGGAUCCCUAAUUUUCACACCAAUUCAAACUGCAUUCAUCAACCCGACUAACAUAAAUGUCGAUAAAGUUACUAGGCGUUUUACUGAUGAAGAACUUCUUGAUAGGAUUCCAUAUGCAUUCUUGGUACUUGGUUCAAUACUGGCAGUGUUACAGUUGUUAGGGUGUAUACUAGUUCGUAUGAAGCCAAAACCAAAAGAGGAAGAAGAACGAGAAGAAGCUCAGAAUGGUACAUCAUCGGAACCAAAGGCUGAAAAACUCGUGGCAGAUGGUGAACAGGCAAAACCUACUCAUGUCGUUGAAGUGAAUGUUUCACCUAAGAAGCUGUUACGUUACGUCGACUACUAUCUCUUGCUUACAAUGAUGUUCCUAAAUUGUUUUCCAACAUCUGUCCUUACAAGUUCCUUAAAAAUAUUUGGACAAACCCAUAUAACCGAUGAUAGAUUUUUAUCAUCUAUAACAGCAAUAACUUCGCUUUUCAACUGUGGUGGUCGUGUUGCUUGGGGUGUAGUCGUAGAUCGGUUCUCAUUCAAGAUACCUAUUUGUAUCCAGUUGUGUAUAUGGGGAAUAUUCCUAUUCACUUUUCCACUGAUGUCAUAUGCAUCUGGAGUCUUGCUAAAAAUUGUGUUUACCAUAUGGGCAUGUUCCUUAUUUUUCUUUCUUUCCGGCGUAUUUUCCAUGAUGCCAGCUGCAACAGGAAGUAUAUUUGGUCCAAAAAAUUUAGCUGUUAACUAUGGCUUGGUUUAUCUUGGCUUUGCAUUUGGAUCAAUACUGUCUCUACUGGUAACUCUUUUCUGGAAGGCAACUCCAGAAGUUUUCUUUGGUGUCUCUGGAUGUGUGUGUUUGAUGACUCUUUCUUUGGCUAUAUGGCUUGAUGAUAAAAAGGUGCCAAAUCGCCUGUCAUUUAUGAAGUGGUUUUCAAAUCAUUGUUUGACCUAUCGAGUUACUUCGGUAUCUUGAGUAGACAUAGAUCAAGAGACGUGAAGAAUAUAAAAUAUCAGGUAUUCAAAAGGCUAUCAUCAAAAAUAUUCAGUUACUUAGUCUGCAGAUAAAUAUGAAUUCUUCAUAUUAGUUACUUUUUUCCCUAAUGAUUAAUAAAUAUAUAAUCUUUUCCGUUACAAAUUUUCUAUUAUAUACUUAGAACUUUUUACACUGAUUAUUUUAUGAUCUUGGAAAUUCAAAAAUAUAUCCUUAAUUUUCCAAAAUUGUGAAAUAAUGAAUUGUGAGCAUGUUUCAUAGGCAGUUUUGAUUAAACUCUUUAAGGAUACUUAUAUAUACAUAUAUGAUGCAAAUUAACAAAAUAUUUGAAUUUUAUAUCAAUCAUUUCUGUUUUUAUUCAUAUGAUUUUCUACAUUUAUAAUAUUCCAAGACAUAUGAUGUCGAUCAGCUUCUUUCUUGAGAAACUUCCCUUAUUCCUAGUAGAUAUUCUUGAAACUCAAAUCAAAGUGUAUAUUGAAAUUGAAAUAAUUUCCAUGUAUUCGUUUCCACAUUUAGAAUAACUGUUCUGAUCAUUAACAUACUGAACUUGAUUAAUCAUUUGGAACAUUCUAUGUUCAUGAAAUUGAGCAGCACAAAAACAACAAUUGUAACAGGAUAAUAUGAGCUUAUUCUUAUUAUUUAAGGAUUCUUGUCAAC
Heterobilharzia americana is the source of this 2158-nucleotide messenger RNA. The record is from the annotation of a GenBank genome assembly. Lineage: Eukaryota; Metazoa; Platyhelminthes; Trematoda; Strigeidida; Schistosomatidae.